Messenger RNA from Toxorhynchites rutilus septentrionalis, 1542 nucleotides. RefSeq names its product alpha-tocopherol transfer protein-like. NCBI's taxonomy places the organism in Eukaryota, Metazoa, Arthropoda, Insecta, Diptera, Culicidae. Gene Ontology annotation, cellular component: membrane. The transcript is spliced from 6 exons. Gene Ontology annotation, molecular function: phosphatidylinositol bisphosphate binding. Bases 429 to 1358 code for a protein of 309 amino acids. The record is from RefSeq and is a predicted model, not a curated record.
CGCGUUUUACAAACUCAGUUCGGCGUCAACAGCUGAGCAUAUCGUGCAGCACAUCGGCUAGACUUCUGGGAACAAUAGGCUUGUGCAAAACUCCUUUCCCUCACUCGCUCUUGCAUCUGUUUAUGUAUUUUUGUUUGUUCUCAGCAGUCGCGAUCGACGCCAAGCCGCGAACAAACAUUCCGCGUCAGUGCUUCAUCGCGUUCGGUACGAAAUCAAGCAACAUUCACGGCCAACCGGUCACCCAUUAUUAAGCGCGCAGUAAUAAACCAAUAAAGCUCACGAAACACAGCUUCUAUACUUUUUUGACGAUUUUUGUUUUGUUUGUGUGACGCGGUGACAGAGAAAAAGUGAUCACGCUAAGCGUGUAAUUGCGCCCUACAUUGCGUUAUCAUAGUUUGAAACAGUGAGGUGUGUGCGCAAUCGAGAGGAUGGCGGCAGCAGCAUUGAAGUUCGAUGAAAACAAAACUCCUUACAUCGAGCUGGGGAAUGAUUACGUCGUGCGGUUGGAGAACGACGAAUUCACCGAUGUCAAGUCCAAGGAGAAGGCAGUGCGUGAGCUGCGUGAGACUCCCGAUGUGACCGACAAAGCGUUCGAGACGCUGCGAGCAAUGCUGCAAGAGGAAAAAUCGAUGUAUGUACCAAUCGAAGAUGACUCAUUUUUGGUCAAAUUUUUGCGCCCAUGCAAAUAUUAUCCAGAUAGUGCGUUUGCCUUGAUGCAACGCUACUAUCGAUUUAAGCAAAAACAUCCCGAUCUAUGUGACAAUUUAUUCCCAUCAACAGUGAAACACGUGUACGCGGAAGGAUUGUUAUUCUUUCAACCGCUGCGGGACCAAAAUGGCUGUCGGAUACUCAUAAUGGAAGUUGGCAAGAAAUGGAAACCCUCCAAGGUCCCGCUGGUGGAUCUGUUUCGCGCGAUGCAGAUCGCACUGGAGGCGGGAAUGGAUGAACCGCGUACCCAACUGAACGGAGCGAUCGUUAUUUUGGACAUGGAGGGGCUGUCGCUUACGCAGAUCCUUCAGUUUACUCCCCGGUUCGCCGCUCUGGCCGUGGAAUGGGUCCAGGAGUGCACGGCGAUACGGCUGAAAGCGAUCCACGUCGUUAAUAACUCCUACCUGUUCAACAUGCUGUUUACUAUCUUCAAACCGUUCCUAUCGGACAAGCUGAGAAAAAGGAUUGUUUUCCACAAUAGAGAUUGGCAAUCGCUAACAUCCCACGUCGAUCCGGGAUGUUUGCGCCCGCGUUAUGGGGGUAAUCUGGACGCACCGGACUAUGAUGGUCGAUUAAUUGGUGAAUUGCUUACAUUGUACCAGAAGGAGUAUGAAAGUGCCAACUCUUACGGGUAUCCCAAAAAAUCUUAACAGAUUCUCUGAAUGUCUCUUCUCUCCAUAUCUGUAAGCUCUAACCUAAUGUGAUAAUUUUAAACGGGUUUUGGAAUCUUUAUCAGCUUUACACACCGUGAAAUUAUCGACACUCGAAACGUUAUUUUAUUACCAAUUAAUAUAAGUUCUAGUUCGAAGCGAAAUAAAAUUGCUCAACAAAUGA